CAAUGUCUUUACCUACUCUUGGUCGGAUGCUGCUUCAGUGCGUUCCCACCAUUGGGCACUCUCACCCAAUAACAAGAGAGGCAGUUGCAAAACACAAGCCGGGCCUCACGGCCAACGAUGUGAUCUGCGGGAAAGAAAAGCGGCAGCGAAUCCUUGAAUCAAGACACCGUGGAUUUGUACUGAAUCAUAACCGAACAUUUCACAGGUUUAAAAUGCAAAUUUGUUAGGUGAUUGUGGUGCAGCAGCAGCAGUCAUGGCAACAAUGGAGGCUGAGAGGAUGGUCUACGACAAAGCUUUGAAGGGCAUGUUUGCAUUGGCAGCGCUCACAGUAGUUUCCACAGCGUUGAUAACAGCGCCCUAUGGCCGCCACUCGCGCUCCGGGUGGGGACCCAGCAUAGGUGGGCGUUUAGGGUGGUGCCUCAUGGAGUCCCCCACCCUUUGGCUGAGCGCCCUUCUCUUCCCCCUCGGCCGUUCUGCAAAUCCAACAUCCCUGCUGCUUCUCGUGCCUUUCCUCUUGCACUACAUCCAGAGGACCCUUAUAUACCCUCUGUUCCGCGUCCCCUCCCCUGCAAAGCCCAUUCCUUUAACCAUCGUAGCCGCUGCUUUAUUCUUCAACUGCUACAACACCUUCCUGCAAGUCCGCUGGGUCUCUCAUUUUGGGGUCUAUACCACCGCCUGGCUUUGGAGCCCAGCCUUUAUCUUAGGGCUAGGCGUCUUUCUCAUUGGAAUGUAUAUUAACAUCUGGGCUGACUCUGUUUUGUUCUCUUUGAGGAAGAGUAAGGAAGGAGGGGAUGGGAGCUACCAGAUACCCAGAGGAGGGAUCUAUGAAUAUGUAAGUUGCCCUAAUUAUCUUGGGGAAAUUGUAGAAUGGAUGGGGUGGGCAAUCAUGACAUGGUCAUGGCCUGGUCUUGCUUUCUUUGUUUACACUGCAUCUAAUCUGGGUCCCAGAGCUGUCUCUAAUCAUGCUUGGUAUCUGAAGAAAUUUCCUCGGGAUUAUCCUAAGUCCAGAAAAGCCCUAGUUCCAUAUGUAUAUUAGUUUGCAUUUUCUUUUUUGAAACAGACCUCAUGCUUUCCCAUUUCAGCUUUGCCCAGAGAUUGGAAUUUGAUCCACGUUUGGACUACUCUUUCUCGUCCAGUUGGCACUCUUUGUGAUCUGUUAUCAGGGUGGAUAAGAAAUUGAUUAAACGUUUGGGACCAGUCUUUGUGAAGAUGAUCUAGAGAGGAUUACAAGUAAGAAGUCAUUUUGUAAAUAACUCAAUGUUCAACCAGAGUUAAUGGGUAUAUUAUUUUCGCCAUGCAUAUAAAAAAUCGCACUGCCAUGUGAAAUUUUUUGCUAA
Cryptomeria japonica (Japanese cedar) is the source of this 1337-nucleotide messenger RNA. Its product is annotated as steroid 5-alpha-reductase DET2. The transcript has a single exon. The record is from RefSeq and is a predicted model, not a curated record. Gene Ontology annotation, biological process: brassinosteroid biosynthetic process. Gene Ontology annotation, cellular component: membrane. NCBI's taxonomy places the organism in Eukaryota, Viridiplantae, Streptophyta, Pinopsida, Cupressales, Cupressaceae. Bases 254 to 1036 code for a protein of 260 amino acids. Gene Ontology annotation, molecular function: 3-oxo-5-alpha-steroid 4-dehydrogenase activity.